GUUCUCAUAGUCAGUUGCGCACGGUAGGGCUUAUUUUAGUGAAACAAGGUAAACAUCAUUUAUUAAUUUAAUAACACAAAUAAAAGUGAUAAAUAAGUGAGUCUGUGUCAUAAUAUAUAAUAAAACCUACAUUUAAUUCAAAACUGUAACGCACAACUUACACUGCAUGGUGAUUUUUAUCAUUUUUGUGCGUAAUAAAAGUAAUAUCAAAAGUUUGAAUUUCGAACGAGCCUGAGAUUUUUUUUUAAAUGGCUGGUUUAGAAGGCUUGAGUGAUCAUGAUAAGGCCGUGUUGAGGAGUAUUUUCGACCCCACAGCUACUAUUGCUGAUGUGGAUGUGAAUGAAGACACAUUUGAGGAGGAAGAUGAUGAGGCAACAACCGACGCUGAAAAGCAGUCAGUGCAACUCUGCGCCCAAGGUGUACGAUUAGCCAAUGAAGGCAAACUGGACGAAGCCUUGGAUGCGCUCAGUAAAGGCGUGGAGUUAGCCCCGGAACGCGCGUCCGCAUACAACGACAGGGCGCAACUGUUGCGUCUCAUGAAGAAAGAUGAUGAAGCCAUGGCGGACUUAGACCACGCACUCAAGCUGACGGCAGGACGAAAAACAAGAGCGCGCGCACUAGCUCUGUGUCAGCGUGGCGUCCUCCUGAGGAAGACGGGUGAGGACGCCCGCCCAGUAUUCCUCGAGGCGGCCAAGCUUGGCAGUGGAUUCGCCAAGAAACAGGUGGUCGAGCUGAAUCCCUACGCUGCUCUCUGCAACCAGAUGUUGAGUGAAGUCAUGAGGGGAGGAGAGGUGAAGUUGGCCGGCAUCCCGGAGCCAGAGCAAUAAGGCAGGCGGAAUUGAGUAUUUGAAUUUGUAUGUUAUAUAGGGUCAUUGCGCUAGUUUUCGUCCGGCUCUAGUUUUCGUCCUUGACGAAAUUUGAAUAUAAAUUACCUUCAUUGCUGCACAAAAAUUGGACUUAUUGCAAUACUUAAUAUCUAAACAAUUUAUCUAUCUAUAUAAAAAUAUAUUUCGCAAGUAGCAAAUUAUAAAUGAAAUGUAUUAUUUGCUAAUCCGUCAAGUGGACGGAAACUGACACCGGACGGUAAACUGACGCAAUUACCCUAUUAGACGUCGUAGACAGGAAGGAGAUAGGCAUUUUAAAUAACAAUGCUUCCCGUGAGACACAGACAUUAAAUACAUAUAAUAAUAUUAAACACGGCAGUUUGAGCCUGAUGGUAUUUGAGACUUUGAGGUAUGCGUCGGUCCACCAAUGGAGCAUGAUGAUGCUUCUCGGUGUAAAGUGAAUCAUGUCAAGCAAUUUUCGACUUAAAAUACGUGAGUGACCAGUUUUAAUAUAUUUUAAUAGUAGAUUUAAUAUUGCCAUCUGCGGGCGCAGCAUGGUUCCAUUUUUAUCGCCUGUCACUAUGCCCGUCACUUUUGCACUUACGUACUUGUUAGAACUUGACAAGCGAUAAAAAUGCGACCGUGCUACCGCCGCUGAUUCACAAAUACGUAUUUUACUUACCGUUUGCUGUUGAAAAGAAAAAUGUAAGAUAGUUCUUUAUGUUCAGAAAAAAACUAUACCAAUCAUGUUGUGCUCAUAGAGGAGAGGAAAAUAAAACUCACAAAAUCUAAUGGAUUAGAAAUUUAUAUUGUUGAAUACAAUCGACAUCCACUUUCAAGAAAAUUACAACCACUCAAACGGAGGUAUUUGCCCCCGAGCGAUCCAGACCGACCCGAUAUCAUCGAAAAUGACAAUUUUACAUUUUGAAAAUGACAAAUGUUACUACAAAUCGAAAUAUCGUUAACUACACUAAAUAUUACUUAGAAUAUGCAAUAAAAUCUCAUAAAUAUACUAAUGAAGAUCAUGUGCAGAAAUUUAUUGUAUAAAGAAGAUAUUUUUGUUAGUAAAAUUUCCACACACAACCAUUAAAAUUUGUAAAAUUCAUAGACGCUUUUUCAUUUCUAUCCAAAAGCGUCAACCAUAGAUAACACAAAUUGAAAGUGCACUUUAAAUAUUUAUGUUAUAAUUAUAAAAGCUACGUGGAAGAGUUUUAUUUUAAUUUGUUGUCUUUGGUAUUUUACUGUGUUAGGCGAUUUAUGAAUUGUUUUGGCACAUUCAAUACAUGUGGUAACGCAUUGGAGAUAAAACGGAAAUACUAUUUUCAGUAAUCAGGUGUUAGUUCAUUUCCGGCUCAAGCUACCCACUGAAAACUUUUAGAUUUA
Molecule: messenger RNA, 2207 nt
Organism: Cydia fagiglandana
Lineage: Eukaryota; Metazoa; Arthropoda; Insecta; Lepidoptera; Tortricidae
Product: tetratricopeptide repeat protein 36
Exons: 4
Coding region: 249-827 (192 amino acids)
Biological process (GO): cilium assembly
Molecular function (GO): protein binding
Source: RefSeq, a predicted model, not a curated record